Molecule: messenger RNA, 3555 nt
Organism: Actinia tenebrosa (Australian red waratah sea anemone)
Lineage: Eukaryota; Metazoa; Cnidaria; Anthozoa; Actiniaria; Actiniidae
Product: THO complex subunit 2
Biological process (GO): mRNA processing; mRNA export from nucleus
Cellular component (GO): THO complex part of transcription export complex
Molecular function (GO): mRNA binding
Source: RefSeq, a predicted model, not a curated record
CAUGCGGAGAAUAAAAUGGCGGAUGUAGUUGUUCCCACGAGUUUUGUAAAAAACUGGGAAAAACAUGGCCGAGAAGAAGUUUUUAAGCUUUGUAAGAACUGUUCCAAGGACCGAGAUGGUCGGUUGUCAGACUCGAGUUUUUUAUGCGGUGUUACAGAUUUAAAGAGGGUGGUCUAUGAGCUAUUAUGGCAUGUCAUUCGAGGAGACUUGAAGCCAGAAGACGCCUUGGCUGUAUUAGCAGAGAUCAAGGGACUUCAUGCAUCAAGUGUUUCAAUGAUGGCAGACUUAAUCUGCAUAAUGGAUGUAGAGAACCAAUGUUUUGAGGACAAGAUCUACAGGGACAGAUUCUUGUCACUAGUUGCUGCGUCUGUGAAUGUCAUCCCUGAAGUGCUGCUGAAAGAGAGGCUUGAUGUGGAGACGCUAGAUGCUCUUGGACUUAUCCAGUCACAGAAGGCUUUUAACCAAAAAUAUGUGAAAACCAAGACAAAGCUUUUCUAUAAACAACAGAAGUACAAUCUUCUUAGAGAGGAGAGUGAAGGAUACGCAAAGCUUAUUGUUGAACUGGCUCAGGAAAUUGGUGGUUAUGUCACUCAUUCAUCUGUCUUGAAAAACAUCAAGUCACUUAUUGGCCAGUUUCACUUGGACCCCAACAGGACUUUGGAUAUUAUUCUAGAAUGCUUUGAAUGUAACCUUGGCAAGGAGUCUUUCUUUCUUCCUCUACUGAAGUCCUACAUGGGAAAGAGUGGAACUGCUGCCCUCUUUCAAAUUUUAGGUUUUAAAUUCCAGUUUUAUAAGGACCAACCAGGUGCUUCUACCCCCUCUUCCUUAUUUCACUUGGCAGCUUUGCUUAUUAAGCAUGGAUUAGUAGAGUUAGAUGAUCUCUAUUUGCAUCUUAGCCCAUCUGACAGUGAAAUUGAAGCAUCAUGUAAAAAGACACUUAUAGAAGCCAAACAAGAAGCAAAGAAGAUGACCAGCACAAUCCUGUCCUUACUAGAAUCAGCUAAUAAUAAUGAGGAGGGCAAGGAAAAUGAUAAAGACAAAGAAAAUGAGAAGCCUGAGACUGCUCCAAAUAAUCAAAAGUUUGGUUUUUGUGAAGCAUUAAUCAUGGUUGGUGCUUGGGGAAGUGCAAAAUCAAUCAUGGAUAAGCUCCCUAAUUAUGCUACAGUUAGUCAUCAACCAAUUGCACAGGCUUUAUGCAAGCUUGUUCACUCUACAAUUGAACCACUUUAUAGGAGGCAUGCAUCUAAAGCAGCACGAGGCAGACCAUAUGCUCCAGUAUCAGGGGGUCCACAGCAAGUAUGCAACUACAAUGAUCUACUACGUGAUGUCUUCCCUAUGUUUAACUGUCUAGGGCCUUACCUUUCCUGUGAUCCUAUAUUAAUGGCUAAAAUACUUCGUGUUGGUAAAGGAUUCCUCAAAGAGCAUCCAUCAAUUUUUGAAGAGAAAGUCAACAGUUCAUUGGCACCAGAUAUUCAAAAUGUUUGGUGUGGUUUUCUUACUCUGGUUGAUGAAGUUCUUCUACCUUCUAUUUCUUUACUGGAAUGCAACUCUAGUUUAGCUGAGGAGCUAUGGGGUAUGCUUAAAUGCUACCCCUAUCAAGUCAGGUACAGACUCUAUGGACAAUGGAAAAAUGAAUCUUAUGAUAAAUAUAUGGAAUUGAUCAAAGUCAAAGCUGAGACUAUCAAAAAAGCUAAAUACAUCACCAAACGUCUUACAAGAGAGAAUGUCAAACCUUCUGGACGUCAAAUUGGUAAAAUCAGCCAUAGUAAUCCUGGAGUAGUCUUUGAAUAUCUUUUAACACAAAUCCAAAAGUAUGAUAAUUUCAUUGGUCCUGUAGUGGAUUCUCUCAAGUAUCUCACCCAGAUGGCAUAUGAUGUGCUAGCAUUCUGCAUAAUAGAAGCACUAGCAAACCCUGAAAAGGAAAGACUGAAGCUUGAAGACACAAACAUAUCAGAUUGGCUGAAGAGUUUGGCAGUGUUCUGUGGCACAGUCUUCAGGAAGUAUCCAAUUGAGUUGACUGGUCUCCUUCAAUAUGUAACCAAUCAGCUCAAAGCUGGUAAAAGUUUUGACCUACUUGUUCUCAAGGAGGUUGUACAGAAAAUGUCUGGCCUGGAGAUCUCUGAAGAAGUCACCAUGUCUCAACUGGAAGCUCUGUGUGGAGGAGAGCUGCUCAAGAAUGAGGGAGGUUAUUUUGGCCAGAUAAGAAACACUAAAAAGUCAUCGCAGAGGCUGCGUGAUGCAGUGGUAGAUGGAGCUCUUGCUCUUCCUCUUUGUAUCUUAAUGGCUCAGCAGAGGAAUGGUAUAGUGUUCUUUGAAGAUGAUACUAGACAUUUAAAGCUUGUUGGUAAACUAUAUGACCAGUGUCAAGACACUCUUGUCCAGUUCRGUGGUUUUCUAGCCAGUCAGAUGACAGCAGAUGAAUAUGAAGCUAACUUGCCAUCAUUAAGUGAUUUGGGACAAAAGUUUCAUCUAACUCCAGAGGUAGCAUUCUAUCUCUCAAGACCAAUGUUUCAGCAUCAAAUUGAGUUAAAAUUCAAUGAAUCUGUGAAAGCUUCAACCAAAGGAGACAAGCCUCCAUCACAGAAAGUGAUCUACCAACUCUAUACUGAUGCAGUUAACUCUGUCAUUGAGCCCAUCGUACAAAGUGCAAGACUUCUUCAGACACCCAAAGUCUGGAACAACAUCAGUCCACAGUUGUAUGUUACCUUUUGGUCUUUAUCAAUGUACAAUGUUCAUGUUCCUGUGGAGAGAUAUGAGGCAGAGAUACAACGAUUUAAAUCACAAAUAAUGCAACUAGAAGACAAUAAAGAAAUGGCUGCAAGUAAAAAGAAGAAGGACAAAGAGAGAUGGGUGCAGCUGAUUGACAAACURAAAAGUGAACAACGAGAACAAGAAGAAAAUAAUCAGUGUGUGAUGGCUUGGCUGAAGCAUGAACGUGAUUCUUGGUUUCCCUCUAAAUCCACCAAGAGUGAGACUAUAACCCAGUUCCUUCAGUUGUGCAUGUUCCCACGGUGUGUCUUCACUGCUAGUGAUGCAAUCUACUGUGCCAAGUUUGUACACACCCUGCACAACCUCAAGACCCCUAACUUCUCUACACUCCUUUGUUUUGAUAGGGUGUUUUCAGAUAUUUCGUACACAGUAGCAAGCUGUACUGAGAACGAAGCCAGCAGAUAUGGUCGCUUUCUUUGUUCUAUGCUUGAAAUUGUCAUGCGUUGGCAUGGUGACAAAAAGAUUUAUGAAAAGGAAUGUGGGAGUUACCCAGGGUUUGUGACAGURUUAAGAGCAACCAACACAGACAAGGCUGAUCAUCUAGAUUAUGAGAACUUCAGGCAUGUCUGCCAUAAAUGGCAGUACAAACUAACCAAGGCCUUGGUGGUAUGUCUUGAGUCCAAGGAUUACACACAGAUCAGAAAUACUAUAAUGGUAUUAACAAAGAUUCUGCCUUACUACCCCAAAGUUCUAAACCUUGGACUGGCCUUAGAAAGAAGAAUAGACAAGAUCUGUGAAGAAGAGAAAGAGAAAAGACAAGAUAUAUAUGCUUUAGCAAUGGGGUAA